AAACAACGCGAUGACGUCAGACGCCACCAGGAAGUUUAUUCUUGAAUCUCGUUACCUUUGCACCGCAGCGAAACCUGAAAGUUGCCCUACCAGGAGGAGUUAGCGUUCCCCGCAUAAGACAGGGUGAACUCCUGCGUCCUCCGCCAGUCUUCCAUCCCGUCAUAUCUUUGAGCAACACCGCAGAAGCGGUCACGGAGUCACGGAGGCUGGAGUUUAUGCUUAAACCACGCAUGUCUAUCUGGAAUUAUUAUUGAAUGCCUGCUGAACUAUAUAGGCUACACUGUCUGUUUUGUAUGCCUCGUAGUUUACUUGAAUUUAAGGUCAACCCAUUAGCCAGUGACCCAUCUGUUGUGUGUGACUAACUUCAGUCUAAAGAUAAAGGAACCGCUCAUUUUGAGCCGAGUCUCCAGCUGUUUGUCCUCGGAGUUCUGAGCUGACUGAGGUUUCUAGUUUUCCUGGACAGGAUCCUGCUCGAUCCUGGGCUGUACAUACUAACUUGUGUUGCAAAGAGUCCUAAACUGUGGAACAGUUGCAGUAAUUGGAUAAGUAAACCAAAAUCUGCAUGUUUAGAUAAGCUUGGCAGUCAUAAACCCAUGGCACUGCUGGGAGUGAAAGUCAUCGAGUUGGCGGGUCUGGCCCCUGCACCGUUCUGUGGCAUGAUCCUGGCAGACUUUGGAGCCAAGGUGAUCCGUGUGGACCGCACCAAGGUUUUCUCAACUGUGGACACUCAAGGUCGCGGCAAACAGUCCGUUGCCCUCAACCUGAAAACGCCAGAGGGCGUGGCUUUGCUCAGGCGGCUCUGCGUUCAGUCGGAUGUUGUCCUCGAGCCCUAUCGCAAAGGUGUUAUGGAAAAACUGGGCCUUGGUCCAAGUGAGUUACUUUCAGAAAAUCCUCGUCUGAUCUACGCCCGGUUGACGGGAUAUGGCCAGAGUGGGUGUUACGCUUCUGCAGCUGGACAUGACAUCAACUACCUCGCCAUGUCAGGUAAGGACUGGUUGGGUUACCUUACCAAACCAAUAUAUAGUCAUAUUGGUUUGUUGCAGAAGUCUUAAUUAAGAGCCAGAAUAUGAAUUGAACAAUGCAGGAUUUCUGAUGAUCUUCAGAGUUCUUCUUUGAAGCUUGGAUGCUCUUCCACCCACAAUGUAGUCAUCCUCAGAGUAAUGUCACAUAAAUUCAAUUGAGUCAUUUUCUUCUCUAUGACUUCCUUAUAAAUGAUGCAGAGACCCAGUUCUGUUACCCACUAUUUGAAAUGUAAAGUAUAAUAGAACAAGUCUUUCAACUGCUGCAUACUGUAUAUUUUGAUCUCCAUGAAUAAGAAAGUGACUAGAAGAAAAUAGCUGCUUAUAAAAAUAUCUACAGUCAGAGCAAUGAUUGAAAAGUAUAAACAACUGGAACUAUUGUGACUGAUUUAGUCUAACAGUUAAAGUUGAGAGGAUAAUAAGAGAAGUUCAACAAAUGGCUUUGGGGUAUGUCAGAAAAAAGCUAUACCCCCCACCCCCAUCCUGUCCUACCAUCACAAACGUAAGCACUUGAAGCUUUCUAAACUCUGUUUGGAUUUUGCUUUGGAACUGAGCGCUUUGAUCAGGUGGCAAACAGUCGGGCUUUUAGCAACAAUCGCUCCUGGUGAGUCUUGGUGUUAACAGAAGGCGAAAGUGUGGAAAAGCACCUCAUGUCUACUGUGAUAUUAAAGGAUGUUUGAUACUGGGGGUCUGUUUCUCCUUCCAAAGCCCUUGAAACCUUGUUAAAAUAUAAAUCUGUCUUAUAUACAAAUGUAAUAAAAUAAUCCUGAAAAUUAAAUUAAAAAGGGUGAUUAGGAGGCUCCAAACAUAUGGCCAAACCAACACAGAAAUGGUUCAUCAAAUGCAAAUUCAACAUUCCUCCAUAGCCAUGUCAGUCCUCAGGCAUAAAUCCCACUGAAAACUUGCAGGGUGAGCUGAGAGCAUAAAAGGAGAGUUUGGACUCUGGGUGAACUACAAAGGGUGUGCAACGAAGAAUUAUCAAAGAUCCCUCUACCUACAUACUUUUAGCUUGUAACAUUUUGUGGGUGAACACUGUGUGGUGCUAUAGGCAAGAAAGUUUGUACUAAAUAGUAUCAAUGGAAUGUUUUUUUUUUCUACUCUAAAUGAAUGUUGUCAAAUUAGAGGCCAGAUUCUUUUUCUAAAAUCACGCUGCUUAAAAAGAACAAAUCUGCUUGUUUUAGGGAUUUUAAACACCAUUACCAGAGAACUCAGCAAAUAUGGAGGUGCUUUAAACUUUAGUUUUAGAUGUUUUUUAUUGUCGUUUCUGGAAGUUACCCAAAAGAGUUAAUCUGUUGAAGGAUUUUAAUCGUUUUAUCUGGAGAAAAAAUGCUCUGCAUUCAACCUGUUGAGACCCAGCAGCAUUUUUCAGAAACU
Molecule: messenger RNA, 2393 nt
Organism: Poecilia latipinna (sailfin molly)
Lineage: Eukaryota; Metazoa; Chordata; Actinopteri; Cyprinodontiformes; Poeciliidae
Product: alpha-methylacyl-CoA racemase-like
Exons: 4
Coding region: 594-1052 (152 amino acids)
Biological process (GO): bile acid metabolic process
Cellular component (GO): mitochondrion
Molecular function (GO): alpha-methylacyl-CoA racemase activity
Source: RefSeq, a predicted model, not a curated record